Messenger RNA from Onthophagus taurus, 1273 nucleotides. Its product is annotated as isoaspartyl peptidase/L-asparaginase-like. Gene Ontology annotation, molecular function: hydrolase activity. Gene Ontology annotation, cellular component: cytoplasm. The record is from RefSeq and is a predicted model, not a curated record. Lineage: Eukaryota; Metazoa; Arthropoda; Insecta; Coleoptera; Scarabaeidae.
GCGCUCUACCUCCCUUAGGAAGCAUUUUAGAACACACUUUUAUAUGAACUUUUCUUCAUGAUUUUUUAUGUAGAAUCACACCUUUAAAUAUAUGAACGCAAUUUUCGGGCACCUGUAUAUGUAUAUUUUGCGAGAUUUUUAAGUACCGCUGAUUUUGACUUUUAACAGAUGUCAUUUAGAAAACGUCAAUUUCAAAUUAAAUUUUAAACUUAAAAAAAAAAUAAUUAAAUAAUAAAAUUCUCGUGUAUAAUGAAACUUAUUAAUGCUAUUUUAAAAAGUCACACAUCACACCAAAAAUAUGAAAUUAAAUUCGAAUUAAAAAAAAAGCAUAUUAUACCAACCUUAAUAGUUCAUGGAGGUGUUGGUAAUAAUUUAAGCAGAUUAGCUCCUAAUAAAAUGGAAGAAGUUAAACGAGCUGCAAUGGUCGGUUAUAAAGCAAUGACACGAAGCGGAAGUGUAAUUGGUGGUAUUGAGGAGGCUAUGAAUUACAUGGAAGAAUGUCCUGAAUUUAAUAUCGGUGUUGGAUCGAUGAUUAACGAUGAAAAUGAAAUUGAAAUGGAUGCGAGUAUAAUGGAUGGGAGAGGGUUAAGGGUCGGUGCGGUUGGUUGCGCAAAAAAUAUUUUACAUCCAACCAGUUUGGCACGAGGAGUUAUGGAUUUCACACCUCACGUCCUUAUCAGUGACGAAGGAAUCAAGUAUUUCGCGAAAUACGCGAAAACUCGAUUCCUAAAUAACGACUUGUUAAUCACCGAUUUAGCAAGGGAUUUAUUUCAAAACCCUUACGAUAAUUGUGACGUUGGUAACGCUGGUGUUAUCGCAAUUGACCACGAUGGACAUUUAGCUGCCGCCACCGGAAACGCUGGUCAACCCAAAAAACCAGCUGGGUCUUUAACGGAAGCCGCGCGAGUUGGAUGCGGAAUUUACGCCGAUAAUAAUAUCGGCGCUGUGGCCGUUGCCGGAAAUAGUCAACAUUUAAUGAAAUUUCUUUUAGCUUUUAAAGUGUACAAAAGCAUGAUGUACGGAUUAAAUCCAAAAGAUGCUUUAAAAGAAAACCUCCUCUAUCUUAACGCAAAAUUUUCUUCAAACGGAGGUGGAAUUGUACUUUCAAAAUGGGGUGAUGCCGCUAUUCAUUACACAACUCCUCAAAUGGCCUGGGCUUUUCAAAGGGGUGAUAAAGUUUAUUUCGGAUUGAAUAAGGGCGAAAUGUUUGUUGAAAAAUCUUGUUAUAAUAAAUCAGCAUAUUAAGUUUAAAUAAAGAAUUGAUUAUGCAACC